AUGCCAACGACUUCCUUUGAUCAUUGCGACGUCUUGAUUGUCGGCGGCGGCUUGUCGGGUCUCACGACAGCUCAUAAACUCGCCGAAAAGGAUCCCAAUCUGAAAGUGGUGAUUUUGGAGAAACGUCAUAAGCUCGGCGGAAUUUGCUGCGAAUCGGAACUCGGAGAUCUGGGAGGGAAAUAUGUGAAAUGGGAACAUGAAGAAGUGUGGAAAUUAACGGAAAAAUUAGAAGUCGAGAUGAGGAAAAGAGAUGUGAAUUAUUUGUGGCGCGAAUUUCCGGAAUGGCAAGGAUUGACAGGGAAAUUGGCGAGAUUUGAAGUUUUGAGGUUUGUGAGGUACUUGGAUGCGUUGUGCGAGGAUUAUGGACCGAAGAGGAUCAACAAUCGCCGUCACAAAACAAUGGAACAACUUUUAAGCAACAAAUUAGUUUUCCAUCAAUCUCGUGACUUUAUGCGCUUCAUAGUCAAAUCAAUUUUCGGUCUUACAUCAAAUCUCGUUCGCGUUGACGAAUUUUUAUCAGUUUGCUACACUUGCUUGUCCUGCUCCAGCAUGAUCGAUAGUCUCUAUGAAGCGGAUUUUGUGCCAAAACACGGUUGGAGUGACAUUAUUCGACGUUUAGUUGCCAAUUUGCCCGAAUCUUUUGUCAUUUUCCGAGAAAAGUGUGUCACGGAGAUCAUCGAGCAGGAUUAUAAGCACGUUGUGGUUCACACUCAUCACGGAGAUAAUUUUAAAACGAAUCUCGUUGUCAUUGCAUGUCCUUGGCAAUCGGUUAAGUUGAUCAAAUUUACGCCGCAAUUAUGGCCUCCGAUCAUGAGUCGCGUGAAACAUUUGGAUGCGUAUGUGACAACGUUUACUUUGAGAUAUAAUGGCGCUGUGUGGAGAAAAAAUGGUCACUCCGGCACACUUUUCGACUACAAAAAUUACCUUUAUUGCUACGAAACGGAGCCCUGCGUACUUCGAGGUGCUUGGUAUCACAAUUCCAUUUGCGAAACAUCCCAACAUCCACUCGUCGAUAUCACGGAAAUAAUUGCUCGCAAGUUUGGCGAUGACAUUUUGCUGCCCGUGGAGCACGAUAUCAAAGUGUUUGAGCACCAAAUUUUAAUUAACUUCCCAAAAAUGGAAGCCAAUCGCGGAACUAUCGUAUGGGCAACAACCAACAAUGCCACCAAAUUUCGUGGAUUCAUUAACGGCGCAAUUCAUUCCGGAAUAAAAGCAGCAACAGCAACCUUGGGCAUCAUUCGACCAAACACCGUGGACUUUUACGACGAAACGGACGAUUUCGAGGAACGACAUUCGCGCACGGGACUUUUGCACAAACAACUUCUCAGUCUGAACAUCGCUUCGGGCAUUCGUGCCGUCAAAAUAUUGACCGUGGCAUCUGUCGCAUAUUUCGUGUUUCAGCGCUACUUGAAGGACGUCGCAAGUGAACUUGUGCCGAAAAUAUUUGCGAAAGGAAGUAAUUAA
This is a messenger RNA of Culicoides brevitarsis, 1464 nucleotides long. RefSeq names its product amine oxidase [flavin-containing] A (gene shps). The record is from RefSeq and is a predicted model, not a curated record. Lineage: Eukaryota; Metazoa; Arthropoda; Insecta; Diptera; Ceratopogonidae. Gene Ontology annotation, molecular function: oxidoreductase activity. The transcript is spliced from 4 exons. Bases 1 to 1464 code for a protein of 487 amino acids.